Molecule: messenger RNA, 2562 nt
Organism: Lagenorhynchus albirostris (white-beaked dolphin)
Lineage: Eukaryota; Metazoa; Chordata; Mammalia; Artiodactyla; Delphinidae
Gene: RAN
Product: RAN, member RAS oncogene family
Exons: 7
Coding region: 1-864 (287 amino acids)
Biological process (GO): protein import into nucleus; ribosomal subunit export from nucleus
Cellular component (GO): cytoplasm; nucleus
Molecular function (GO): GTP binding; GTPase activity
Source: RefSeq, a predicted model, not a curated record
AUGCGCCAGGCCAACGGGCACAGCCGCCGGAGCCGGGGCGGCGUGCGUGCGCGUGCGCGAGGGGUCACGUGGGAGCGACGCAGCGCCGUUGCCCCGCCCUCCCUCGGCGCGCGCCGGCGUCGGCUGCGUCUCCGGGCAUUUGAAUUGCGCUUCCGCCAUCUUUCCAGCCCUCAGUCAGACGGGCUCGGAGACGCUUCUGGAAGUAGCAUCGCGAUGGCUGCGCAAGGAGAGCCCCAAGUGCAGUUCAAGCUCGUAUUGGUUGGUGACGGCGGUACUGGGAAAACUACAUUUGUGAAACGCCAUCUGACUGGUGAAUUUGAGAAGAAGUAUGUAGCCACCUUGGGCGUUGAGGUCCAUCCCCUUGUGUUCCAUACCAACAGAGGACCCAUUAAGUUCAACGUAUGGGAUACAGCUGGCCAGGAGAAAUUUGGUGGACUGAGAGAUGGCUAUUACAUCCAAGCCCAGUGUGCUAUCAUAAUGUUUGAUGUAACAUCGAGGGUUACUUACAAGAACGUGCCCAACUGGCAUAGAGAUCUGGUACGCGUGUGUGAGAACAUCCCCAUCGUGCUGUGUGGCAACAAAGUGGAUAUUAAGGACAGAAAGGUUAAGGCAAAGUCGAUUGUCUUCCACCGAAAGAAGAAUCUUCAGUACUAUGACAUCUCCGCCAAAAGUAACUACAAUUUUGAAAAGCCCUUCCUCUGGCUUGCUAGAAAACUGAUCGGAGACCCUAACUUGGAGUUUGUCGCCAUGCCUGCUCUCGCCCCGCCAGAGGUGGUCAUGGACCCAGCGUUGGCAGCGCAGUACGAGCACGAUCUAGAGGUUGCUCAGACAACUGCCCUCCCGGAUGAAGAUGAUGACCUGUGAGAAAAGUGAAGCUGGAGCCCAGCGUCAGAAGUCUAGUUUUAUAGGCAACUGUCCUGUGAUGUCAGUGGUGCAGCGUGUUUGCCACUUUAUUAUAUAGCUAAGCAGAACAUGUGCUUAAUGUUUGGUAUGCUGAAGGAGAUGAAUGGGCUUUGGAGUGAAUGUGGCAGUUAAAAAAAAAAAAACUUCAUUUUUUUGGACCUGCAUAUUUAGGUGUUUUGGAACACAGUUCUUUCCUCCUUAAGUUUCAAAUAUAAGACUGCUACAGUCACAUCACAAUAUUCAGUGGUGGAAUCUUGUUUGUUACUGUCAUUCCCAUUCCUUUUCGUUUAGAAUCAGAAUAAAGUUGUAUUUCAAAUAUCUAAGCAAAUGAACUCAUCCCUCGUUUAAAUGAGCAUUUUAAAACCACUAACAGGGAAAAUUGUGCCAUGUUAGUAUCUGAAUUGCCUUUGCUAUUACUACUUAAUUUGAAGUCUGUUAGGUUAAAUUCUAAUUUUCUGUACAUGUGAAUCAUUUCACACAAAUGAAAUGACAGGUUAACAGUAUUGUAUUCGGUAAGUCGUUAAGAGGUGUAAAUACUGUCAAUGCAGUCAGGCUAAAAUAAUACCUACCCCACCUGUCUUUUGGCCUAGGUAGUUUCACACCUAGGGAAGAGCUUGUUUGAGAUUUGUGUGACCUGUCAGAAUAAAAGUGGUACCUGUUUUAGACGUUUCAAAUAGAGAUCUUAAGAAUUAUAGUUGCUUUUAUGGCAAAAGUAACCAUGUUCUAAUGUAGAGCUUCUCAAAGUCUGAUGAAACCAUACAGAUGGUUGCGGGAACUUGAGGGACGUCUCAUCUGUUAAAAAUGAAUAUAAAUUGUGCGUUUACUUGCCUUUUGUUUCAACGUUAACAUGUUUAACGUAAAGUUGGUAUGCUAGGAAGAUGUUCCACGUUUACCUGCUGUUGUCAAGUACUCCCAAGCUUUAAAGAUGUCAAAGAUUAAGGAUUUCAUUGGACACAUCACAGCUUUGGUGGUUUUUCUCCCCACAAAGAAUUUUUGUGGGCGGUGCAAGGACAGCAGGAUGCUGCAACAGAAAAGUAGGGCUUAGAUUGGCUUCUCAGUGAAGUGAAACAAGACUGCCAAAGUCUCAAUAGGUUAACCACUUAUGUUCGUAUGGUUUCCACAUGUAAACAUGAAUUGAGUCCGUCUUGCCUGAGUUUGAUCCCAUCGACACCAUACUGUAGCAAUUAGAAGUCAAAAUAAGAGCUGUUUUGCUCAUGUAAGUACUACUGUACUAUAGUGCAGUUUACCAAAGUUCUUUAGGUGUCCAGUUAUCCUUAAAUGAUUACUUUCCUACCUGAAAAGGUAGGGAAAGGAUCACGUCAGUAUGUGGAGAACUGAAAUAUAAAGGGUAAAAUUGGAUGCGUUUUAAUUUGUUAAAAUAUUGAAUAAAUAUUAAUAGAUUCACUUACAGAUUUGAAUUGCUGUAUAUGCUAUGCUAUAUUCAGAACCAGACUUUAACAGAUGUGAAGUUUCUUCCCAUGAUCAGGAUGAGAUAACUUACACGAAGGGUAUGUGUGUGUAACCUCAUGUAGAAUGACAAAUACGCUGAAUCUUAAAUGUAACAGUUAAAUCUUGCAAGCUACUUGGAGGUGGGAGAGAAUUUACGUCAUUCGUCGGAAGAAAAAAAUUGCCAAAUACAUUGCUUCUACUUUGCCUGGA